AUCUCAAUUAUUCUCACAGGCAGUGAAGUUAUACUCCAUUCCAUAAACACGAAAACGCGUUAAUACUUCUCAUCAAAAAGCGAGUCUUGAUCUUCAACUCCAAUAAUAAUCUGGAAUGGCAUGGCCUUCAAUUUCUCCUACUUCCACACCACUCUAACCUCACUGUUCCUCCUCACCAUUCUCCUCUUCUUCUUCAUCGUCCAAUAUUCCCCAAAUCCUAUUCCCAAAUCUCCCCACAGGUCCCUCUUCAAUGUCCAAAAAUCAAAUCCUUCUCCCUGCAAUUUCACUGACUCCAAUGGAAUCUUUAACUACUUUUCCUUCCACUAUUGUCUCUUCCAAGAAAACCCAUUUUUAUCCAUCCCCUUUUUCACCUUUUGUGUAUUUCUACAGUUCUACAUCCUCAUUAAAACUGCUCAAGAUUACUUUUCUGUUGUGGUUACUAAGCUUUCUUCCCAUCUUAGGUUGUCACCUUCAAUGGGUGCAGUGACCCUUUUGGCUUUAGGAAAUGGUGCCCCUGAUGUUUUUGCAUCUGUGGCUGCAGUUAGGGGAGGCCAAGCAAGAACUGGUUUUGGUGCUAUUCUUUCAGCAGGGACUUUUGUCUCUGCUUUUGUGGUUGGGUUUGUGGCGAUUUACGCAGCGCCUUUUCCUGUUGAUCCUGCUCCUUUUGUGAGGGAUGUGAUGUUUUAUUUAACUGCUGCUUUGUUCCUUUUUUAUGUGUACUUAAGUGCUGAGAUUUUCCUAUGGCAAGCUAUUGGGUUUGUUGGGUUUUAUCUAUUUUUUGUUGGGUUUGUGUUUUAUAUGGACUUUGGGAUGGGUGGUGAGAAAGGGAAGGGUGCUAAGUCUGGAGGUGAGGUUGUUUUGGUUAGAAAUGAUGAAGUUCAUGUAGGGAUUAUUGAGUUGGAUUCUGAAAAAGGCAAAGUUUUGGGAACUUUAGAAGAUGGAAAGAAGCAAACUACUGGGUCUUGGCAAGUUAUCGAAAAGGUCACAGUAAUCUGGAAACUUCCUGUCUCAAUGCUCCUUAAACUCACUAUACCACAGACUGCACCUUCUGAAUGGAGUAGAUUCUAUCUAUCUGCCAACAUUGCUCUUUGUCCCCUCCUACUUCUCCUUUCCUGCAAAUCUUUCGUGCCUUUAAAUCAUCCGAUCUCUUUUCUACUCUCAGACACCCAUUUUCCUCUAUGGUUCAUUGUAUUUUGUGCUAGUUGUUCUUUGGCUAUUCUUCAUUUCAUUGUUGAAAAGGAGGCCCCUAAAACAGAGCAAAUGCCUGCAGUUGUUAUAGCAUUUGUGAUGAGUGUAUUUUGGAUCUCCACUGUUGCUGGGGAGCUCCUCAACUGUCUUGCAGUUCUAGGAGUGCUCCUGAAACUGCCUGCUGCAUUUCUUGGUUUAACAGUACUUGCAUGGGGUAACUCAGUUGGUGAUCUUGUUGCAGACGUGGCUGUUGCAAAGGCUGGCCAGCCGGCCAUGGCCAUGGCUGGAUGUUUUGCCGGACCUAUGUUCAACAUGCUUUUCGGGCUUGGAACAGCUUUGGUUAUACAGACAGCAGAUGUAUAUCCAGAAGCUUAUGAACUUCAUUUUCAUGUCAGUAUCGUGGUUGCUUUUGUUUUCUUGCUGUUAAGCUUGAUGGGAUCUCUGCUGUUAGUAACUUGGAAUAGGUUCCGGGUGCCAAGAUUCUGGGGAUUCUGUCUAGUAGGACUUUACAUUGUUUUCAUGCUAAUAAGCAUGGUCAUUGCCAAGUUCUCUGCGUGAGUUUCAGAGAGAAAGAAGUGCUGAAAAGAGGUAUAACACGUCGAGCAAGAACAGUCGGUUCAUCCAUCACUUGUACAGAACCAUGUGGGAGCUGCUAAACUCUUGAAUGAGUAACUAGAUUGAAUAUGAAGCGCCUGGCAGUUAUUAGCAGUGCACCUUAUGUCAAAAUCUGGAGAACUGGUUCUGCUUCGGUAACCUCGUUCACAAAACCAGUUAGACAUACUAUUGGUUUCCAUGCAAGAAUAUAUCAUUUCAUUUUUUCAACUCAUUGUUGAGUGGCUAAUUGAGUUGGAUUAUGUAUCCAUUCAUAUAAUGGUAUACAAUAGAAAUUAUCUGGUCAACACAAGUUUCAUGUAGGCCAGUUCUUUCCUUAUUCUUUUCAUAUGAAAUUGAUGUUGAAUUUUGGAGAAGAAUGUUUAGCUAGGACAGAAGGAACGUUUACUCUCUUGUACUUUCAUUUCA
This is a messenger RNA of Nicotiana tabacum (common tobacco), 2208 nucleotides long. Its product is annotated as cation/calcium exchanger 5-like. The record is from RefSeq and is a predicted model, not a curated record. Gene Ontology annotation, cellular component: membrane. Gene Ontology annotation, molecular function: monoatomic cation transmembrane transporter activity. Gene Ontology annotation, biological process: transmembrane transport; monoatomic cation transport. NCBI's taxonomy places the organism in Eukaryota, Viridiplantae, Streptophyta, Magnoliopsida, Solanales, Solanaceae.